CGGGCAAGAUAGACAUGGCUGAAAGCCUUUCCUGGGAGCUCGGUGUCUGCACGGGUUAAGGAGUGCGGGGCGAGGUGGAAAAGUUGCUGUUGAAUUUCACUUUAAGGGACCGGACAGAAAGCAGCGAAAUGGAUGACUUCCGCUCCAUCUGCCUGCUGUCUCUGGCCAUGCUGGUCGCCUGCUAUGUGGCAGGGAUUAUCCCCUUGGCAGUUAAUUUUUCCGAGGAGAGAUUAAAGUUGGUGACUGUUCUGGGUGCUGGGCUGCUGUGUGGAACUGCCUUGGCUGUCAUUGUGCCAGAAGGAGUACAUGCACUUUAUGAAGACAUUUUGGAGGGGAAGCAUCACCCGGCGAGCGAGAUGCAGCAUGUGAUUGAGUCUGAGAAGGUAGCGGAAAUCCCGGUUGUACAUGAGUAUGGCCAUGACCAUUCCAGGUUGCAUGCCUACAUUGGUGUAUCCCUUGUCCUUGGCUUUGUCUUCAUGCUGUUGGUGGACCAGAUAGGCAGCUCUCAUAUGCACUCUACAGAUGAUCCAGAAGCUGCAAGAUCAGGCAACUCCAAAAUCACCACGACGCUGGGACUAGUAGUCCAUGCUGCAGCUGAUGGUGUUGCAUUGGGUGCAGCAGCUUCUACUUCUCAGACUAGUGUCCAGUUGAUAGUGUUUGUUGCGAUUAUGUUGCACAAGGCACCAGCUGCCUUUGGCCUGGUUUCCUUCCUGAUGCAUGCUGGGCUGGAACGGAAUCGAAUUAGAAAGCACUUGCUGGUCUUUGCGUUAGCAGCACCUGUUAUGUCGAUGGUGACAUACUUAGGGCUAAGCAAGAGUAGCAAAGAAGCCCUUUCGGAAGUCAAUGCCACCGGAGUUGCUAUGCUGUUUUCUGCUGGGACUUUUCUUUACGUUGCCACAGUUCAUGUCCUCCCAGAAGUAGGAGGAAUUGCUCAUAGCCACAAACCUGAAUCAACUGGAGGAAAAGGACUCAGUCGUCUGGAGGUGGCAGCCCUAGUAUUAGGAUGCCUUAUUCCUCUAGUUUUGUCCAUUGGACACCAUCACUAAACGCUCAAAUUUCACCGUUCUCCUCAAUCUGACAUGAGCAGUAAAUGUCGAUUGCUCCCUUUAUCUUUGUCUCUUACCUGUCAUCCAUCCCAUCCACUUCAUGGAGUUCAGAGGGAACGUUGAUUGCGAAAUGAGGAAUACUGGGAAAGUUUUUAGUGUAGCAAAAUGUACUUUGGCAGCCGGACAUAAAUUCUGUGUAACUUUCUUUUCUGAAGACAUUUGCUAUUUUAAUUGUUACUUCUGGCCCUAUUCUCAGGGAAGAUGGAAUUUGGAGUUUAAGAAGGGUGAGCGGGGAAGAACAUAGCGACUCAUCGUGAAAUCACAAUCACCAAAGUAUCCUGCGAUUCAGCUUUCACAGCUGAGAGCAAAAACGAAGGAUGGCUGCCUUGUGAGAGGUUGAAGUCUUACUAAUGAAGAAGGGGGCUCUCCCCCGUUGGUUCUAUGUUGUCCUGACAACGCAACUGGUCCUUGUAAUGUUUUGUCACUAAUUGUAUUGCAAAAAUGGACUACACUUGGAAUUCUGGACAACACUGCUAUUGUCACGGAAGUGUCACUGAUAGGAAAGAAAUGAUGUAGACAAAGUGUAGGAUUAGAGUAGGAAAUCAGCUGGUUAAUAAAGUGCAAAUGAAUUUUGCAGUGUAUUCCAUUAUUUGAGACAAAGGAUAGAAGCAAGGAGAAUAUUGUUUUGGUUGUUUAUGCAAUUGGUAAUAAAUUUUUAAAAGGCACUAUUUCUUGGGAGAUGGUCUUCUGCCAAGUCAGUAAAGCGUAGGCACCAAAAAUGUUAGCAGGAAUUACGUAUUGGGUACUGCGCUUACACUACUGCUACUGUUGAGAGAGAUAUCCAUAGUGUCCUUUGAAAUCGAGCUGGGCUCUGGUUCUGGGCUCUGAGGAGUAGAAAUCUGAUGGAGACAGCUGUUGAGAACCCAGAGAACUUUACUAGCUCAUUUUCAAAAGUGAACUGCUGAAAUUAGUGGAGGUGUGGGGGGUUUUUUUUAAUUAAAUAAACGCUAUUAAGGCUAAUAAAACAGAUGUUUAGUUAAAUAUUUAUGCUGCAGAUAGAGUACAAAGUGUUUCUAAAGCAGUUCUAAACAAAAAACCCCAACAAACACAAAAAACAAAAGUGGUGGGUUCCCAGCGGACCUGUUAGGCAUUUUGCUUUUCCCUCGGGAAUUGUGCAUUCGCCUCUUACUGAUAAGCAUUAGUUUUGGUGAAUCUACUGGAGGACUUACUGCCAACUGCUGAUGCCUCUCACUGUGGAAGAGUGAUAAAAGAUCCCUCCCUUUCCAAGGCACAGCCUUCUUUUGUCAGGCACCAUUUUUCUUAUGCAAAAUAUAUUAUACUCUAAUAACUGUAGUGCAUUGAAAAGUCAGGAAUGCUUGACAUGCACAGACUCAACAUAAAAUUCUUUCUUUAGGGGAAAACUUUUUAAUGCCGUACCCUUUUUAAGCUAUACUUUGUCUGCACUUUUUAAAGAUAACAUUGCCAAAUACAUUUCUUUUGAUUUUUUUUUUUGUUUGAAACGGAUUUUCAGGGCUCGAAAUAUCUUCUUAACUGAAGUGCUUCUUGUUUCCAUUUGAAUGACUGUGUCUGGUUUUCAUGGCAUUUAUUACUUAUACUACACAGGCCAUUGUGCCUCUUAACUUCUUUACAUUUUUGUCAUUAUCCUGUUUGUCUACUAGUUCAAUAACGGGUAUGGCCUGUCUCUUGGACUAGUGAUUGCUUUAUCUGUUGGCUUUGUAACAAUACAGGUGUAUCCCAGGAUUGAACCUAGUAUUGAUCCCCAGGAGUGCUUGUUCAUGUGUGUGUUUUACUGUAGAAAACCAGUGCACAAUUAUUAGAAACCAUCUUUUCCCACAAGACAGUAUUUUUAGACAGAAUUAGUGUAUCAGGCCUAAACAAGCAUUUUUGACAUUAGACCUUCAAAAAUUAAUUCUGUUCUGAAAAGCUGCUGCAAAAUUAGUGACAUGGAUGAGAGCUUCUCCUGCACAUUCUUAAACCUUUUUUUACAAUGUACAUAUGCAACUAGUAAGUUACCUGUUUAAAAAGUUCAGUGACAGAGGUUACCCACACAUGCGAAUGAUACACAGGGAUGUUUACACCAGAGCUCCCAGUGUUCUUCCUGAUUGCCCCCUAAUUACCUUCUUCCUUGAUAAUCUCACUAUUUUACCUUGCUUAAUCUUUCCACAUACAUGAACUGUUUCCGAAAGUUCCGAGAGUUUGCAAGAUCUGCAGCAGAAGCAGGAGAUAGCUUAGUGCAGCAUCAGUUGCUCACAUUUUGUAAAACGGUAGGUUUUUUUUCUUUAAGCUAUCAUCUGUCAUUUGUGCGUGCACCCCACCUCCCUAGUUAAGCUGGCACCCUGACUGUGUUCCACUUCAGCCUCAUUUUGUGUGUAUAACAAUUACAGCGGUUUAGGGAGGUGUGUAGGUAAGGUCCCAUUUCACGCGUUUUGUUCCAGUGUUGGAGCAUGUGGAUAGUACCUUCUUCUAUGGAUGAGUGUGUAUUGAUGAGGAUGUGACAGCCAGCCUUUUCACUGCUGACAUAAUCUCUGGCGUAUUAAUCAUAAGAGGUGCCACUGCUGAGAGGUCUUGUCGUCUUUCUUUUCUCCUAUCCCUCAGAUCAUGUUUCCAGUUCCUGGGGCAGCCACCAGGCAUGUUAAUACUCAGUUUAAUGAUUCCUGAACUACAGAGGCCAAGUUAUAGCAGCAGGUGAGGGAUUUUAAAUUAAAAAUUGGCAAGUUAAAAUUAGCACAAAAAUUCUGAUAACAUGUACUUUUCAAUUUGGCACUCGAUUAAGUGAUAGAAGAUUUGUGAUUUUU
Molecule: messenger RNA, 3862 nt
Organism: Aptenodytes forsteri (emperor penguin)
Lineage: Eukaryota; Metazoa; Chordata; Aves; Sphenisciformes; Spheniscidae
Gene: SLC39A9
Product: solute carrier family 39 member 9
Exons: 7
Coding region: 129-1046 (305 amino acids)
Biological process (GO): zinc ion transport; transmembrane transport
Cellular component (GO): membrane
Molecular function (GO): metal ion transmembrane transporter activity
Source: RefSeq, a predicted model, not a curated record